AUGACUCAGCGCGUCCAAGUUCUUGUAGAUCCGCUGGGCGCCAACAAACGCGCGGCGGUGGCCGGUCCAGAGCAGGAGAAGUUAGACAAUGCCCGUCGCAACGAACAGUUUCACAAACAAGCUGCUCUCCACGCGAGACAGGACCGACGCUUUGCCACUCAAGAGAACGAUUCCCUCCGGCUUCAACUUGCAGCUGUUCAGCAGAAUUUUCAAGCUAGCGAGGACAAGCACCGUCGUUUACAUCAACUGAUUGACGAAGGCCGACGCAAGAUGGAGGAGAUGCAUCGUGACGGAGCAAACCUGCAAGAUCUGAUUGUACAGGAUCAGGAUGACUUGGGGAAGAUGGCGCAGCAAGUAGCCCAAGCACGGGAAUUGCAGCAUGAGCGCGAUGCCGAACUUGCCGCACUUUGCGCUCAAGUCCAAGCCCAGGAUGACGAGGUGGAGCACCUGCGUCAGAGAGUCAGACAGUCUGCGGCCAAGAAGGCGAGCAGUCCGAUACCAAAACGCCGGGGCCGCGUUAGUACGGAGCUCUUCAACCCAGGACGUCCAUGUCUGAUCGAACUGCCACUCGAUCCUUCGCCUAUCCCAAAUCGCACCCAUGCAGAGCCGUCGCAGCCAGCUAUGAACCCGGCUAUCACGCGCUUCGCAGACGCGUUGAACAUGGAUCCUGACGUUUUGUCCGAGUUCAUGGCAGCCAUGCAGCUACUGAACCCUGAAAAUUCGCGCGUAACGAUCGGUGGAGGGAAGCGCAGAGGCGGGGAGAAGCACAACAAUCGAAAGUCAGAAGAGAAAGCAGCUGUUGCCCCAAACACGGCCGAGCUGGUGAACAAGGCACAUGCGAUGAUGCGGAAGACGACGUAUGAGAUGUUCGGUUACGAAGUGGCCACAGACUUCAUCUUCCACGUUCCCGCUACUGAGGAGGAAGUCGAAGCCUUUGCCGAAGAUCCCUCGGCCAACAUCACAAAAUGGCAGUUUGACUUCAGCGAGGGCUAUACCGGCUCGGCCUGGAACGUGGCGCAAAUGGAACGUCUUGUUGCCGAGGCCGAGAAGAACGAUAAUCGCGACCAGAGAUAUCUGCAAAAGGGUCUCAUCAAGCGCGAGUUCCUUGAGUAUGUUGUGGCUGAGCAGCUCACUAGAUAUCGCGCCGAAUGGAAUCAGUUACAACCGAAGUGGGAUGUGGAGAAGGAUCGUAUGGAGACCACGGCAGAAGCGAUGGCCCGCGGCCAGGCGAUCUUGAGGUACCGCCGAUUGUCGUCCAAGACGAUAAACGCUCAACAUGAUAAAUAUAAUCACCGCCUCAGCACUAUCAAGGCGACGAUCGCUCUGAAGGAAGAGGACGAUGCGAACAAUCUUCCUACUUGGGAGAGGAUGCUGGAACUCUUGAAAUUGCUUGGUCCGAGCGGCAUGUCUGAGGAAGAAGAAGCGGCCGCUACGCACAAAGGAGGAGCGAAGAUGAGAGCGUACAAAAUCAAGCUGUGUGUAUGGCGGGUGCCCGUCAUCGUCGACUACAUGCGAAUGGUGGACGCUCAGACGGGGCACUUCCAAACGCUGCAAACAGGCACGAAGCCUGCUCCCCGCAUUCGAAGCCAAGACCACGGAUCCCGCUCUAUCCCCAAGGGACUGCCGGAGGCUCUGUACAACAAGAGCUGGCUCAAGUCGCUCUCCACGAAGGAGCUCAAGGAGGUGAAGGUGUCGAAGCAGGCUUUCGCGUUGUUCGUUGCAGCAACCGAGCGCAUGAGAUUGUAG
Messenger RNA from Mycena citricolor, 1746 nucleotides. NCBI's taxonomy places the organism in Eukaryota, Fungi, Basidiomycota, Agaricomycetes, Agaricales, Mycenaceae. The record is from the annotation of a GenBank genome assembly.